GCAAAGUUUAAUUUGUGAUUGUUCUAUUUGUAUUUAAAUUUGUGCAAUUUAAGCAGCACACGGAGAAAAAGCGCGCCGAUUAGUCGUCUCAUCUUUGUCCACAGAAGUCUUAGGCCCGUGCGCGUACAGUCAGCAUGGCUAAGGUGCACAUCACAAAUGUUGUGGUGCUCGACAACCCGAGCAGCUUUUUCAACCCGUUUCAGUUCGAACUGACAUUCGAAUGCAUUGAAGAACUAAAAGAGGAUCUCGAAUGGAAAAUGAUUUACGUCGGCUCCGCAGAAUCUGAGGAGUAUGAUCAAGUGCUGGACACUAUAUACGUUGGCCCGGUGCCCGAGGGUCGUCACAUAUUCGUCUUCCAGGCCGAUCCGCCAGACGUUAGCAAAAUUCCCGAACCAGAUGCAGUUGGUGUCACAAUUGUUUUAUUGACCUGCUCAUAUCGUGGGCAGGAAUUCGUGCGUGUCGGAUAUUAUGUGAACAACGACUAUGCCGAUCAAGAGAUGCGCGAAAACCCACCACCGAAACCGCUCUUCGAUAAGCUCACACGCAACAUCUUGGCCAGCAAGCCGCGAGUCACACGCUUCAAAAUUAAUUGGGAUGACGGUCACAGCAGCAGCAAUGGCAACGGGCAUGAGAAUGGACACGAGGCACACAUGAUGCACGACGACGGGCCGUCCACAUCGGCGGCGCAACAUGAAGCGGCCAUGGAUGACAACAGUCUGGCCAUGCCGGUAGAAAAUGGUGUUAAAGCGCUCAAUGAGAACUCAAAUUCGCUUGCCAUGGAAUGUUGAGGUAGCAGCCAACACACAUACAUACAUAGGCGUACACAACACACACACAAA
Molecule: messenger RNA, 839 nt
Organism: Drosophila navojoa
Lineage: Eukaryota; Metazoa; Arthropoda; Insecta; Diptera; Drosophilidae
Gene: asf1
Product: histone chaperone asf1
Biological process (GO): DNA replication-dependent chromatin assembly
Cellular component (GO): nucleus; chromatin
Molecular function (GO): histone binding
Source: RefSeq, a predicted model, not a curated record